AUGAACCCAGAAGAACAGUACUGCUUCUUCUCACCCGGUCUGAGUGGGGCAGAGCAGUCUCCACAAGAUGAAUCUACAGAGACAUUAGAAGACGUAGGACCUUGCAUGUCAGAAUGUCCAGGUACUGGCCAGCUGGCAUUUCAGAAAGGAUACAGAUAUAUCUACAGCUACUCCACUGUCACAGACACAUAUUUACAAGGCGCUUCUUCUGAGAGGAGUCUUCUGACUUUGAAAUGCAGCGUUCAUAUAGAAAUCAUAGGAAAAUGUCAUAUGCUUCUAAAGAUACAUCAUAGCCACUUGAAGGCAAAUGUGACGUCAAAGCAAGGUUCUCAAAAGGAAUUUCAUGAGUUAAGGGACAUCCUAGAAAAGCACCCACUUCAGUUUUCCUAUCAGGAUGGGAAAAUACAAAAGAUAUGUCCAACAAGAGAAGAGGCAACAUGGGCACUCAAUGUCAAGCGAGGAAUCCUAAGUGUCCUGCAGGGCAACCUGAAGAUACCAUCUGCAGGAAGGACCAUCAAAGAGGUUGAUGUUUUAGGAAAAUGUCCCACAACCUAUGAACUUAGAGGACAAACUGUUUGGCAGAAGAAAGAUCUGAAUAAAUGUUCCAACAGGAUAUUAGGCUCCACCUCUCUGCGAUCAGUUGCUCUUCCUGAUAAAACUCAAAUUCUAGACUCCAGCUUGGAAUGCAUGCAGACAUUUAAAGAUGGCAUAUUAGCAGAGACCACUUGCAAAGAGUCGCAUCUAGUCACCAUAUUUUCUCGGGAUGGAAAUGGUGCAAGAACACAGAUUCAAACAAUUCUUAAGCUGCAGAAAAUAGAAGCAGAUACUUUACCCAAUAAAGGGAUUAUUGGGAGUGUGUAUGCUACAAACCUAAUGUACGAAACAGAAAUCAGGCCUGCUAAGCUGAAAGGAGAGGAGACAGCUGAAACAAUAAGGAACCUGUGCCUGUCUUCACAGAUGAACACAGAGACCACAGACAUGUUCAUGAGUUUGGUGUUUGAGCUGAGACUACUUUCACCUGAAGCUUUAUCUGAUCUUUGGCAAAGGUCUUCCUUCAAAUGCAGAGACAACUGGCAACCACUGCUGGACGCUCUGCCAUCCUGCGGAACAGAGGCCUGUGUCGGUUUGAUGACAGAAAUCCUGCUUUCAAAGGAAUUAGAAGAUGAGAAAAGUGACUCAUUUCUCUGGUCACUGGCAUUUAUACCAGAACCAACUCAGGGGAUGAUUGAAUCUCUAACUCCAUUACUGCAAGACCCUGGAGCCAGCCACAGUGUGUACCUAACCAUUACAGCCCUCGUACACCACUUUUGUUUGGCCAACUCAGGCUGCAAUGAGUUUCCGCAAGUGCAAGUUGUAAUGCGACAUUUGCAUGGACUUCUGGGUGAGAACUGUACCACACAAGAGCCAGAGGAAACGCAGAAGAUACAGCUUGUUCUUAAAGCAAUUGGGAAUGCUGGAGUUGCUGCAAGUACGUUAAUCCCAACACUCAGCAUGUGUGCACUGUUAAAAAGUAAUCCAGACACCACUAGACUGGCUGCUGUGGAAGCUUUCAGGAGGAUUCCAUGCUCUGAUAACAGAAAUGCAUUGAUUCAGCUGUAUGAAGCCAAAGAAGAGACAGAAGAAAUUAGAAUUGCUGCAUACUAUACAGCUAUGAGAUGUCCAAAUCAGGGGCUUUUACAUAUAGUGCGGCAGACACUUCUACAUGAAACAUCAACGCAAGUUCCAAAGCUUCAGAUUAAAGAUGACAAAAUGAUCUGUCACUGCAUGGAAAUAAUGACAUUCAUGAUGAAUUUUAAGAGGGGGUAA
Messenger RNA from Pseudophryne corroboree (corroboree frog), 1806 nucleotides. RefSeq names its product vitellogenin-like. Gene Ontology annotation, biological process: lipid transport. The transcript has 14 exons. Lineage: Eukaryota; Metazoa; Chordata; Amphibia; Anura; Myobatrachidae. The coding region runs from base 1 to 1806 and encodes 601 amino acids. The record is from RefSeq and is a predicted model, not a curated record. Gene Ontology annotation, molecular function: lipid carrier activity.